Castor canadensis (American beaver) is the source of this 1122-nucleotide messenger RNA. The record is from RefSeq and is a predicted model, not a curated record. NCBI's taxonomy places the organism in Eukaryota, Metazoa, Chordata, Mammalia, Rodentia, Castoridae.
AUGACUGGGUGGCGCUGCCUAGUGACUGGAACAGGAGGGUUUCUGGGCCAGAGGAUCAUUCACUUGUUGGUGGAGGAGAAGGAACUCCAGGAGGUCAGGGCCUUGUACAGAGUCUUCAAACGAAAAAACAAAGAGGAAGUAUCUCAGCUGCAGACAAACUCCAAGGUGACAGCUCUGGAAGGAGACAUUCUGGAUGCUCAGUUCCUGAAGAGAGUCUGCCAGGGCAUCUCACUUGUCAUCCACACUGCCUCUGUCAUUGACAUCUUGGGUACCAUUCCCAGACAGACCAUCAUGGAUGUUAACUUGAAAGGUACCCAGCUCUUGUUGGAAGCCUGUGUCCAAGCUAGUGUGCCCACCCUCAUCUACAUCAGCACAACCGACGUAGCAGGACCCAACUCCUACAAGGAGGUCAUCCAGGAUGGCUACGAGGAAGAGCAUCGUGAAAGUACAUGGUCUGAUCCAUACCCAUACAGCAAAAAGCUGGCUGAGAAGGCAGUGCUGGCAGCCAAUGGGUGCACUCUUGAAAAUGGUGGCACUUUAUACACAUGUGCAUUAAGGCCCCCGUAUAUCUAUGGGGAAGGAAGCCAGUUCCUUACUGCCACUGUGAACUUGGCCCUCAACAACAAUGGCAUCCCUCAGGGAUCAGGCACAUCCUCUGUGGUCAACCCGGGCUAUGUGGGCAACAUGGGCUGGGCUCACAUUCUGGCCUCCAGGAGCCUGCGGGACCCCAAAAAGGCACCAAGCAUCUGAGGACAGUUCUACUACAUCUCAGAUGAUACGGCUCACCAAAGCUAUACUAACUUACAUUACACCCUGUGCAAAGAUUGGGGCUUCUGCCUUGAUUCCGACCAACACCCUGCUCUGUUUCUGAUGUACUGGCUGGCCUUCCUGCUGGAGACAGUGAGCUUCCUGCUGAGCCCAAUUUACAAAUAUCAACCCCCCUUUACCCACCACUUACUGACAUUGACAAAUAGUGUGCACACCUUCUCCUACAAGAAAGCUCAGCAAGACCUAGGGUAUGAGCUGCGCUUUAGCUGGGAGGAAGCCAAGAAGACAACUAUGGAGUGGGUCAGUACACUAGUGAAGCAGCACAAGGGAGCCCUGAAGACAAAGACUCAGUGA